AUGCAUGGGAAUAGGACAUAUUUUGGGAAUUCUAAUAAGGCCAAACUGAUGCUCCCAAGAAGCAGCAGUCCGGUCACGGUGUACGUGGACGCGGACCAGAUCCCGUGCGUCGUUGAGGAGGCCUUCGCAACGAUUGCCUGGGACGACUUGGAAGAAUGCAAGUCUGUGAUGCGACGAGAUAAUGACUCCCUUGGCUCGCAGGUAAAUGAAUCGGUCGCAGAUGAGCAAGACUUUGCAGACUACGCGUUUGAUUUAAUUGCAGAUUCGCCUGGCACUUUGGAGAGCAGCUUCUCUCCUGCUGGGCUGGUACCAUUCCAGGGCUGCAUUAUACCGCCACUCACCCCGCAGCACGACUUCUCGCAAGAGGUCUGCCCUCGCUACCCCUCCCCAGCCGAAGGACUGCCACAUGCCCACGACGAAGCCCUCUGGAGGGGCCUGGCCCAUUACCACCACAGAGCCCUGGAGGAGGCUCUGGACACCAGCAGUCAGCUUCACUUGACGGUCACCAAAAAGAAAGCUGAGAUCAACUCCUUCCAGGAGAGAAAUGUCCAUCUCAGGGAACUCGCCAGCAGAGCCAAGCACCUCGCCUCUGUGCUCGAUACCCUUAUGAGCGGGAGGGAACCGUGUCGAGGUGCCACACCCUCCCGUCACGGAUCCGUCACGGCGAGGAACUGCAAGAGGCCGCGAUCGGACGAGGACUGCGAGACGGCUUCCGCCCCGGGCCUCGUGGACGACAUUAUUCGCGACAUCAGCGAACGCUGCAACGCUGUCCUGCACCGCAGCGCGAAAGAGCCAAAAAUGGACGACACAGAGACUGUACAAAUGUUUGGCUUGUUCUCCGGGUUACAGACCUCUGUGGCCACGGAGAAGGUUUCUCGCGGGGAAGGGUCCGAAUCGCCACUUGACACGUCUUUUCGUACAUCAGUCCAGGAACACAGCACCAUUCGUACCCAAGCAUAUCCACACGGACAUUCCUUCACCUCCAGGAACCCACAAGGAGGAUACUGCUUUCGCUGGGUACCCAAGCAGAGCUAG
Hypomesus transpacificus is the source of this 1035-nucleotide messenger RNA. RefSeq names its product multicilin. Gene Ontology annotation, cellular component: nucleus. NCBI's taxonomy places the organism in Eukaryota, Metazoa, Chordata, Actinopteri, Osmeriformes, Osmeridae. The transcript is spliced from 7 exons. The record is from RefSeq and is a predicted model, not a curated record. Bases 1 to 1035 code for a protein of 344 amino acids. Gene Ontology annotation, biological process: negative regulation of cell cycle; negative regulation of DNA replication.